Messenger RNA from Leptinotarsa decemlineata (Colorado potato beetle), 654 nucleotides. RefSeq lists its product as uncharacterized. The record is from RefSeq and is a predicted model, not a curated record. Lineage: Eukaryota; Metazoa; Arthropoda; Insecta; Coleoptera; Chrysomelidae.
AUGGCAUCGUUUGGAGCGACGCAUAUUGAGCGAUUUGUAAAUUUCGAGCCCACAUUCAAAGUGCAAGGGCAAGUGUACCAUCACAUUGGAUCACUUCUUCCAGUACCCAAUGAAGAUCCGACGUGUUUGCAGAUUUAUUUCAUGAACAACGUGGAGGAGGAGAUUGAUCGACGAUGCGCAUUCAGUGAAGCAACAAGGCGGGCAAUCAUCGCUGAAUUACAAGCGCUAUUCCACGAGCACAACUGUUUGGUACGAGACUUCAAAUCCGCAGUGGAGAAUAUGCGAGCGGAUGAUAUGAAAGUCAUCAUCAGGGCAGACAAAACGUCGUUGAAUGAGCAUGAACGACGCUUCAAUGCUCCGAUGACUCCUGAAGUAGCAGCUGUGAUUGUCGGUACGGAGAUCGCCCGACGAGAUAUUGUUAUCUGCAGACGAGAUGGAACCAAGUACCGUGUUGCUGGAACGCAUCGAACGUACGACGCCCUUCAAUAUCCAAUACUCUUUCCGCGCGGUGAAUUCGGAUAUCAUCUCGAACUGUAUCAAGUUCAUCCUGUCCCAGGCGCCGUGACAACGAAAAGAGUCAGCUGUAUGGACUUCUAUGCAUAUCGCAUCAUAAUUCGAGCCCAAGAAUCCAACCACAUCCUGAUUCAUCGUUGA